Messenger RNA from Leptosia nina, 1386 nucleotides. NCBI's taxonomy places the organism in Eukaryota, Metazoa, Arthropoda, Insecta, Lepidoptera, Pieridae. The record is from the annotation of a GenBank genome assembly.
AUGGGGAUAAACAACCUUUUUAUAAGUGAAAUUAUUAAAUUAGACAACACAAUGGCGCUUCCUGGGUUUAAGGGUGACGUUCGGGAAGUUCGUGUCGUACAAGAUUACUUAAAAAGGAAAAUCGAUCAGAUAGGAAAAAAGUCUGCAGUAGCACAAGGGCUCGCCGAGGCAAUCACUAGUGUUGAGAAAUUUCGAUUCUCCAACCAGUUACUGUACUUGAUAAAAGAUUCUGAUGCUAAUAAUGGAGAUGGCGAACUCAUUGGGUAUCUGAAGAUAGGCCAGAAAAACCUUUACCUGAACGAUGACAUGAACAAAGUGCGACAGGUUGAGCCGCUGUGCGUCCUGGAUUUUUACAUAAUGGAUGAAUAUCAAAGAAAAGGUUACGGCAAGAAACUCUUCGAUUACAUGCUAUCGGAUCUCAAAAUGACCGUCCAUCAAACCGCAUUAGAUAAUCCAUCGGUGAAAUUUCAAAGCUUUCUUAAAAAGCACUAUAAGGUCAAGGACAUCGUGGUUCACGCGAACAAGUUCGGGGUAACCUCCGAGUUCUUCCACAAUCAGGAGUUAAGUGCUCCUCGACUGCCACAGCGUGAAUACCUACACGCAGGUCGUUACACAGCUCAUCAUCGCGAAUCUUCGAUUGCCCGCGUUAUACAUGGAAGUCCCAACACUAGCAUCCAGCAGCCGCAGGUAGAUAGUCAAUCCAAAAUUAAGCCCUUGCCCGAAUCAGAACCAACUAAAGUGGAACCAAACGUGUCUCCACCAAAGGAAAUCCAACAGGACUUCAACACCGAAGACCACGAGGAUGCGGCAUCUGUAUCGUCAUUACCAGACGAAAGCAAAAAUCACAAAAGACCAUCCACUCUUGAAGUGCGGCCGAUGUCGGAAGUGGAAGGGGAGGGAGAUGAAGUGCCGGCUGGUUCAGUGGCGUCUCACCCGCCCGCCUCCCUCACGGACCGCGGCUACUUCGACGUCAAGUUCUACCACAACCAAUUGUGAUUUUCCACUAUAUGUUUUCCAAUUAAGGGACCAGGCACUGAUCUGGUAAUAAAAGCAGAUGAGUUAGUAAACCUUGUUGCUGAUGAGAAUCUUAAAGCUGUGAAACACAGAAUUUGGAGCCGAAAGUUUUCAAAAAGGCAGACCGCUAUUGUACGUUUUGCUUCAGCCCCAACUUUAGGUCCACAAGAAGAUCUACCCAAGCGUCAUAAAAUUUGGAGUCGAUGGGGAAAGUGGGGAUCUUGCUCUGUCUCGUGUGGCGACGGGAUUAUCACCAGACGUCGUAUAUGUGUUGCCGGCCGAUGUGCACCAGGCGAAGUCGAAGAACAGCACCGGCCAUGCUCAAAAACACCAUGUUGUGCAACCACUGUUGAUAUGUUGGAUGGAGAAUAA